AUGGCUAAGUGGGGUGAAGGUGAUCCUCGCUGGAUAGUUGAAGAACGUCCAGAUGCUACUAACGUCAAUAAUUGGCACUGGACUGAAAAAAAUGCCACACCUUGGUCAAAAGAUCGAUUUAAUCAACUCUUCACCAAUGUAAAGCUUGAGGACUCCAACAUUGAAUGCAUUAUCGAAUCCGUAGACAAAUGUAGUGGCGAAGCAACGGCGAAUAACCGUAAAGGAAAACUUAUAUUUUUUUACGAGUGGGAGCUAACUCUCAAUUGGAUUGGCUACUUUAAGAACAAUCAUCUUAAGAAACAUAAAGGCAAAGCAACUAUACCAAAUCUAUCUGAAGAGAAUGAUUUGGACGAUUUGGAAAUAACAAUCACCAUUGAUGAAUCAAAUGAGGAGUCAGAAAUUGUAAAACAGUUUAUGUACAAUAAUGGUCGAAAUAAUAUAAGGAAGCUAUUAGGUGUCUACAUAAAAGAGCUUAAAGAAGAAUACUCUAAAAACCUGAUUCUGCCUAACAAGAACUCAGAAAAGGUUCAACAAAUAAAUAAUCAAUCCAAAGGAAACAACAUUUUUAAUAAUGGACCAAUUCCUAACUCUUCUAAAGUUACAACUACUCUGGGCUGCAAAUUAGAUGUUAGGACGCUAACUAUCGAAGAAGAAUUUCAGUGCACUGCAAAUGAUCUCUACAAUGCCCUUACUAAACCCGAUAUGGUAACAUCAUUUACAAGGGCUCCAGCAAAAGUCGAGGCAUCAAGAGGCGGAGAGUUUCAUCUAUACGGUGGCAAUGUGCAUGGUGUGUUUGACGAACUUAUACCAGAGAAGAAGCUAUCACUUAGGUGGCGGUUAAAAUCUUGGCCAUCAGGACAUUAUUCGAACGUUGUAAUAGAAUUGGAAGAAAUGAAAAAUUGUACCCAAAUGAAACUAAAGCAAACAGGAAUUCCUGCGUCAGAAUAUGAUACCAUGAAGACGAACUGGAAUCGAUACUAUUGGAAUAGUAUUAAACAAACAUUUGGAUUUGGCGUUCCAUUGGCAGAUGUAUUAUGAGUUGCA
Messenger RNA from Musca vetustissima, 1044 nucleotides. Its product is annotated as activator of 90 kDa heat shock protein ATPase homolog 1. Gene Ontology annotation, molecular function: protein-folding chaperone binding; ATPase activator activity. The transcript has 4 exons. NCBI's taxonomy places the organism in Eukaryota, Metazoa, Arthropoda, Insecta, Diptera, Muscidae. Bases 1 to 1038 code for a protein of 345 amino acids. Gene Ontology annotation, biological process: protein folding; positive regulation of ATP-dependent activity. Gene Ontology annotation, cellular component: cytosol. The record is from RefSeq and is a predicted model, not a curated record.